GUUAAAUUUACAAUCUAAACACGGUGAUGGUUACAGCCUACCAAUGCUAUAUAUAAAAUUGCACAAUUAAUGUCAUUGACUCAUACGGUAGGAGGCCGAGCGAAAACGAAAUAAGAUUAAAAUGGCACAACUCAGGCGUUCUCGGGCAACAUGGUUGGCAUUCCUUAUCAUUUGUGUAAUGAAUGUUAAGAACGGUAUUGCUGAUCUUUGUAUAGACAAUGCUAUCUAUUGUGAUGUUCUGACUUCAAUAUGUAACAAUGAAAUCGAUCCUGCUACCUCUCUUCCUUCAUGUAUUUGCUUGCAAGGAUAUGAAAAGGAUAAUUUCGAUGUAUGUGUCCCAGAGGACCCAUGUCUUGAUCCUUUGAUUAACAUCUGUAAUGUAAAUGCUGACUGUCUCCCAACUGGACAAUUGGGUGGUUUUGUAUGUAGUUGCUUUCCGGGAUUUGAAGGGGACGGCUAUGUAUGUA
Owenia fusiformis is the source of this 467-nucleotide messenger RNA. The record is from the annotation of a GenBank genome assembly. Lineage: Eukaryota; Metazoa; Annelida; Polychaeta; Sabellida; Oweniidae.